Messenger RNA from Saccharomyces eubayanus, 2520 nucleotides. It is a transcript of the gene EIS1, whose product is annotated as Eis1p. Bases 1 to 2520 code for a protein of 839 amino acids. The transcript has a single exon. The record is from RefSeq and is a predicted model, not a curated record. Gene Ontology annotation, biological process: eisosome assembly. NCBI's taxonomy places the organism in Eukaryota, Fungi, Ascomycota, Saccharomycetes, Saccharomycetales, Saccharomycetaceae.
AUGUCUUUAAUUUCCGCUGUGGAAGAAAGAGACAUACCUGUUAUAGGCAAGACCCUGUCUGGUUCAGGGAGUAGGACUUCGUCGAUAACUUCGUCGAAGAAGACCCUAAAGCAUGCUUCCAAGACUCAAAGGAAACCGCGAGUGUAUCAGACGACUGGCGAACCAUUGAGCAGAGAGGCUCUGUACAAGGCGAAACUGAAAUACGGAGUUUACCAAUCCCCGGCGCAAAGUUACUCAAUUGGAGUCAAAGAUGCUCAUGCUGCCUCCGAUAAAGCUGCCAACUUAGCCAACGAUAAUCAAACUACUGUGGAGGCAUACAAACGUAUGUUUAUUGACCCUGAUGCUACUAAAGCUGCAUCCAGAGUCGGAGCCAAUGCCACUCGUAGGGAUUCUGUCACUUCUACCACCUCCAAAGCCUCAAAGGAAUCGCAGGUUAAGAGGAGAGCCAAAGAAUCAUCAGGGGCUGCUGCAUCGAAAGCUUAUUCGAUGACAGCGGAGUCCCUUAGCUCAGGUUCCCAAAACGGCAAGUCUUAUUCUAUAACCUCGGCCAGUUCUGCCUUAAGUGGUGCUAAUAGCAUCCAAACUAAUAACUCGACUAACGGUAAUUUCGUUAACUACAAGCAAAAACCUAUGAAUUUGGGAAAGGUCAUGAAGGGUGCUGAAAAGAAGGCUGAGUCUCGCAUCAAAGAAAGGUGGGAACCUGAAAAGGGAAACUUUCAUUACGGUAUCAAGACCGAUGAGCAUGGUAGACUCAACCAGUUCAGUUUUUCUAAUGACAUGAUGAGCAAUAUCAUGUCUAAAGUGGAUGCUCCGAGAGCACAAGAUCUUCAAAAGACAAAGAGCGCCCAAGCUGAUCGAGAUGCCUGCUCGAAGAGGUAUGCUUUAAAUGCCGCUAAUGCUGUCAAGGACAUGCAUCCCGGCCAAGAUAUCGAUAAAAGUAUCGCUCUAAAGGCCCAAAAGAGAGAUACCUACUUGAAUCAAUUAACGUCUCAACAAGUGUUGGUUAUGGCAAGAUCCAACGUGGACAGACAGUUGGAAAUUAUUGAAAAGAGCAAUAUGCACAAAAAUCUAUUCACUAACACAGACUAUAACAAAGCCGCUGUUGCCGUUGCCCAAUCCAAUUACCAAAAGAAAACGGAGUUCCAUAACAAGAUUAACAUGGGCGGUGGUUUAUUCUUAUCACCAGAAGACAUCACUAAGAUCGCCUCUGGGCUAAUUUCUCCAGUACUUGGCGAGGUCAGUAAGAGAGCCGAAGCACAACGUGCUAUGGACGAAGAAAUCGCUGAAAGAACCGAGUCUUAUAAAAACUCCUUGAGUAAAUGGGAAGCCAUGGAACGUUCCAUGAAUUUCAAUGAUACUAAGGUACUAACAAACACAGCAAAUAGGCAUCAAACUGAGAAGAAAACCACCGAAGAAAAAGUCAAAGCCAGCUACGAUACUCUAGUGGCUAGAAUGGAUGCGAAAGUCACUGAAAAAGAAACUCUACUUGACGAUACCAAGACCAAAGAAAUUGAUUUUAAGAAGCAAAUGCAAGAAGAGUUAAAGGAUGAAAAAGCCCGCCUGGAUCAAGAUUUAGAGGAAUGGGGUAAAGACUGUGAACAAGAUAUCAGUAAUGCACGUAAAGAACAAGAGGAACUGUUGAAGCCAUACCACGAAGAUUUGGAAAACGCGGAAACAGAACAUAAUACUUUGCUUGAAGAACGUGAUGCUAUUAACGCAGAAAUUUCCAGACUACAAGGUGCUAUUGUCGAUCAUAAAACGAAGAUUUCGAACUAUGAAAGUGACCUUGACGCCCAAAAUAACAGAAACGUUAGAGAAGAUGAUAAAUUGGUGGAGUUAGGUCAAACUAAGGAAUCACUAGAAUCUCAUUUGAAUGAUAAUGUUAUCAUUAUUGCUAACAAGGCUAAAGAACAAGCCGAAUUAUCAACCAAAGAGGCUCGCUUGAAGCAGUUGGAAGUAGACUCAUUGAUCAAUGAACGUAAGAGCGAAUUGAAUACAACUGAAAUUGAGCUCAAAAAGGAAAAACUAAAUUUAUUGGAGGCUAUGAAAGACGUCGCUUCUGCACGCGGUGACGAUAAUAUUGACGAAGAAAAGGUUAAGAGUUUGAUUGGUAUGACUUCUGAAGAAUAUUUGGCACAAAACAAACCUGUCAAGAAAAACGUUGAAAUUUUGCCAACCCAACUCGAAGAAGAAGAAGAAGGAAUAGAAAACAAUGAAACUGGAAGCAAAAGCUUAACUGCUGACGAAGGCCCAGUAAAGAAUAUCGCAGAGCCAUCUAUUGCAGCCGGUUCUGAGGCUCAAACAGACUCCGAAAAGAAAUCCCCAGUUAAGGAUGAACUAGCCAACGAUGGUCAAGCAGCCAAGGCUACUAAGAAGACCUCCACUUUAAAGAAGGCAGGAGAUAAGAAAUCCGCGGAAGUUGGCCGUGAUGGAUUGGAACAUACAUUCAGUGGGUUUUCACAAGGUUCGUCGAUCGAAGAAGAGGACCAUGAUGUAAUUGGUAAUGAAAAAGAAAAGUAG